AUGCCGGCCGCGGCGCCCGUGAAGAAGGCGGACCCGCUGCCGGCGAAGAAGGACGGCCCCGUCCUGACGCCGGCGUCCGCGUCGCCCGUGAAGAAGGCGGCGGCGGUCAUGCCCGUCGUCACGGCGCCGCCGAAGCCGCUCCUCGUCCGCGACGACGCCGCCGCCGAGGCCGCCGCCGCCGAGGCCGCGAAGCAGGCGGCGGAGGCCGUCGAGAAGUUCGACGAGCCCCUCGAGGUCACGAGGAAAACGACGAAGAAGGCCGUCAAGGUCGCCGCCAUCGCCGUCGGCGCCGCGGCCUUCGGCAUCCUCCUCAACCUCGUCGGACUGCCCUCGCGCAGCAUCUUCUAG
Aureococcus anophagefferens is the source of this 348-nucleotide messenger RNA. RefSeq lists its product as hypothetical. Bases 1 to 348 code for a protein of 115 amino acids. The transcript has a single exon. NCBI's taxonomy places the organism in Eukaryota, Pelagophyceae, Pelagomonadales, Pelagomonadaceae. The record is from RefSeq and is a predicted model, not a curated record.